Vitis riparia (riverbank grape) is the source of this 1896-nucleotide messenger RNA. RefSeq names its product histone-lysine N-methyltransferase ATXR2. Gene Ontology annotation, molecular function: methyltransferase activity; protein binding. The coding region runs from base 4 to 1542 and encodes 512 amino acids. NCBI's taxonomy places the organism in Eukaryota, Viridiplantae, Streptophyta, Magnoliopsida, Vitales, Vitaceae. The record is from RefSeq and is a predicted model, not a curated record. The transcript has 15 exons.
CUCAUGCAACUUUUUCUCUCUUUUGAAUUGGGUUUUUUCAUACUGUUUCAUCUUGGGAGAGGUAAAGAACUCAAAAGGUUUUCUUUUGUUUUCCUUUGCUUUCUUUGCCACCAAACAGAGAGGUUAUUGACUUGCAAAGAAUAUUUUGACAAUCUUAUAAGGACGAGGCAAUAUCUCGGUUUGAAAGUAAAACACGAUGGAGAAUUCGGAAAGGGUGUCUAUGCGGACUCGGAUUUUGGAGAAGGGGAGCUUGUCCUAAAGGACCAAAUGCUAGUGGGUGCUCAACAUUCUUCAAAUAAGAUCAACUGUUUAGUGUGUAGCUUCUGUUUCCGUUUUAUUGGCUCCAUAGAACUUCAAAUUGGAAGGAGACUCUAUUUGCAAGGUCUAGGUGUUUCCACGAGUAAUGGAUGUGGUAGGGAGACCUUUUCACAUAAUUCACAUGAUCAUUGUCAAGUUGAUUCAUCUGAGGAUGAAGACAAUUGUUACAUGGAAGAGCAUGAUGAAUUGGGAGAAUGUGCCUCCAGCAGUUCUAAAGAUAAAGUACCUCUCCCUAAAGGGGUUGUGGAAUCACUAAUGAAUGGUGAAUUGGCAUUGCCUUACCCAAAAGAAUUCCCCUUGCCUUCAGCCAUUGCAUGUUCUGGUGGGUGUGGAGAAGCUUACUAUUGUAGUAAGUUAUGUGCGGAAGCUGAUUGGGAAUCAUCUCAUUCUUUACUUUGUACUGGAGAGAAGUCUGAAUCAAUAUGUAGGGAGGCACUUUCAAAAUUUAUUCAACAUGCUAACGAAACAAAUGAUAUUUUCCUCCUGGCUGCCAAGGUGAUUUGUUUCACAAUUUUAAGGUACAAGAAAUUGAAAACAGCUCAUCUCAAAGAACAAGAAAAAUACACUUCAGCCAUUGUUUUGAAAAAUGGUGAUCUACCUCUGCUUUUAGAAGCAUGGAAACCAAUAUCGAUGGGAUUCAAGAAAAGGUGGUGGGACUGCAUUGCAUUGCCAGAUGAUGUUCAUAGUUGUGAUGAAGCUGCAUUUAGAGCACAAAUAAAGGAGCUGGCAUUCACGUCUCUUAAGCUCCUUAAGGAAGCCAUCUUUUGCAAGGGAUGUGAGCCAUUAUUCUCCCUCGAAAUAUAUGGGCAUAUUAUUGGCAUGUUUGAAUUAAAUAACCUUGAUUUAGUUGUAGCAUCUCCAGUGGAAGAUUAUUUUUUAUACAUUGAUGAUCUUCCAUACCCUGAAAAGAAAAAAGCUGAGGAAAUCACACGCCAAUUUCUGGAUGCUCUUGGUGAUGAUUAUUCUGUUCCUUGUCAAGGUACUGCUUUUUUUCCUCUGCAGAGUUGUAUGAACCAUUCCUGUUAUCCUAAUGCAAAAGCAUUCAAAAGAGAGGAGGACAGAGAUGGCCAAGCAACAAUAAUUGCCCUCAGACCCAUUUGCAAGGAAGAAGAGGUUACCAUUUCAUAUAUAGAUGAGGACCUUCCAUUUGAUGAGAGGCAAGCAUUACUUGCAGAUUAUGGUUUCAGAUGCAAGUGCCCCAAGUGCUUAGAAGAAGAGCCAUAACCAAAACAACAAAGUGGACAGAACGAAACUUUCUGAAAGAGGCCAUGAGACUAGAAAAACCUUUUAAGGAUUUGAAUAGUCUUGCUACAUAAGGCUAAGGUACUAUCUAUCUAAGAGUUUACAAUCAAAUAUUGCUGGGAAGCUCAUAGGCCUGCUUGUGCUUCAAUUAUUAGCAUCUUCAAAUGAUCAGUCUUUUUGUUUCAUUAUUUAACCUGAAACUAUUAAGUAACCUGAGAGUUCCUUCAUUGUUCGUUCUUUUCCUUGUUGACUUUGUCAAGCUAAUGUUGAUAGGAUUCUGUGUUCUGUGAAGAGGUACUCAAAAUUUUAAUGAUAAAGAUCAGAUGUUUUUUUCCC